Messenger RNA from Centrocercus urophasianus (Greater sage-grouse), 1290 nucleotides. It is a transcript of the gene SELENOS, whose product is annotated as selenoprotein S. Gene Ontology annotation, biological process: retrograde protein transport, ER to cytosol; endoplasmic reticulum unfolded protein response. The record is from RefSeq and is a predicted model, not a curated record. The transcript is spliced from 6 exons. Gene Ontology annotation, cellular component: endoplasmic reticulum membrane; Derlin-1 retrotranslocation complex; Derlin-1-VIMP complex. NCBI's taxonomy places the organism in Eukaryota, Metazoa, Chordata, Aves, Galliformes, Phasianidae. The coding region runs from base 19 to 597 and encodes 192 amino acids.
UGAGGCGGCAGCGGGGCCAUGGAGCUCGGGGACCGCGGCGGAGCCGGGCCGGGCCCGGGGAAACCGGCUGUGGAACGGGAAGGGCUCGAGCUGCUGCAGCACACGGUGGGCGCCCUGCUGUCGAGCUAUGGCUGGUACGUCCUGCUGGCCUGCGUCGCCAUCUAUCUCGUCGUGCAGAAGAUUUCCUCGCGGUGGGGGAUGAGGCCCAGCAGCCAGCGAGGAGCAGCUGGAGCAGACAUAGAGCCUGACAUGGUGGUAAGGAGACAAGAAGCUUUGUUGGCAUCUCGUCUGAGGAUGCAAGAGGAGCUGAAUGCACAAGCAGAAAGAUACAAAGAAAAACAAAGACAGCUUGAAGAACAGAAGCGAAGGCAGAAGAUAGAAAUGUGGGAAAGUAUGCAAGAAGGAAAAAGUUAUAAAGGAAACCUGAAACUGAGUCAGCAAGAAGCAGAAUCUGGUGCCUCCGCCUCAUCAGCAGUCCCGAAAUCUAAACCAAACAAGAAGCCCUUGCGAGGAGGUGGCUAUAACCCCCUGUCUGGAGAAGGAGGUGGAACUUGUUCCUGGAGACCAGGCCGUAGGGGCCCCUCUGCAGGUGGAUGAGGCUAACCUGCCUGGGGUCCCUUCAGCUUACCCACUGUCUGCUGCCUACAGUUUGCUGUCACACUGACUCCUUUGGGAUUUGUUUGAGCACAGGUGUUAACACAGAUUCACACCAUUUCUGAAUAUUAACAGCAGCUACACGAGAAAAAUACCUGAUCCUCUAAGAGAGGGUGAAGGAAGAAAUAAUAUCAGUGUAAUUAGUCACUUUGUUUUCUCUUUAGUGAGGAAGUAGCCUCCAGCCAGGAGGAUCAUUUGUGGUUGUGAGAGCUGGGUUCCAUGGCUGACCAUCCAGAAGUCUGGCCUCAAGCAAAUCAAUGUCUAGACCUCAGUUUACCUGCUUAACAACGAGGGGCUUCGCCAACCUUACAUGCAUGCAAUGGGAUUUACUGUGUUUGGCUGGAAGAUACAUGGGAGGGAAGAAUAUUAUCAUUGGCAGACAGGUUCAAUUUUAGAAGGAGGGCCUUUGAGGAAACCUGGAUGAACUGACAGAUGCGUUGGGUUUGCACCAGAAGCUCCUUAUUGUGGAAGAGGCUCUGUGACAAGCAGCUUUGUAUGAUGUUUUCCUUAUAAAUGGUGAACAAACCACUGAGGAUUACUGAUGCUAGGCAGCAGAUGAGGGUUUCUUGCUAUUCUUUUUAUUUUCCACUGCUUUGUAAAAACGAUACAUUAAUAUUAAAUAUAAUUGCAAACAAA